AUGGCGUACAAUGGCCAGGGCCGCGGCCAUGAAUAUGGAGGACACCCAAUGCAGGAUCUCCCAGCUGGUAGCAGCUACCAUCUUCCCCAGCAAGAACAUGACGAAGAGGCCGGCCGCCAUCUCCUGAAUGACCCUCGUAUGGGAGGGGGUUACGAACAGGACAGACUGGGCGCCACUACCCCUCCAGACCGACCAGUCUCUGCUUACAGUCUCACCGAGUCGUAUGCUCCCGGUGCUUCGAACGCACCUCCUGGCACAACCGGCGGCUUCCCUGACCCAGGCUACGGUCAGUACGCAAAUGCUGGCCACGACAUUCAUCGUCCCGCCUCCACAUUCGAGGACGAGGAGGACAACUGGCUGCAGCGUCAACAACAGCAGCAGCUCAGCUCUGGCUCACGUAGCGGUGGCUUGAAGCGUUUCAACACCCGUAAGAUCAAGCUUGUCCAGGGCUCCGUUCUGAGCAUCGACUAUCCCGUCCCCAGUGCCAUCAAAAAUGCGGCGCAACCACGAUACCGCGAUGGAGAGGCUGGCUCUGAGGAAUUCUCCAAGAUGCGAUAUACCGCUGCCACUUGUGACCCCAACGAGUUCACACUCAAGAAUGGUUACGAUUUGCGUACUCGCAUGUACAACAGACACACUGAGCUUCUGAUUGCCAUCACAUACUACAACGAAGAUAAGGUCUUGCUCGCAAGAACUCUUCACAGUGUGAUGCAGAACAUCCGCGAUAUUGUGAACCUCAAGAAGUCCACUUUCUGGAACAAGGGUGGACCUGCUUGGCAGAAGAUUGUUGUAUGUCUUGUCUUCGAUGGUAUCGAGAAGGCUGAUAAGAAUACUCUUGAUGUUCUGGCUACCGUUGGUAUUUACCAGGAUGGUGUUGUCAAGAAGGAUGUCGACGGCAAGGAGACUGUCGCACACAUUUUCGAGUAUACUACCCAGCUGUCUGUCACACCCAGCCAGCAGCUGAUUCGACCUGUCGAUGAUGGUCCCCAGACGCUCCCACCCGUCCAGAUGAUCUUCUGCUUGAAGCAGAAGAACACCAAGAAGAUCAAUUCUCACCGUUGGCUCUUCAAUGCCUUCGGCCGAAUGCUGAACCCUGAAGUGUGUAUUCUUCUUGACGCUGGUACCAAGCCCAGCCCUCGCUCGCUUCUGGCCCUGUGGGAAGGUUUCUAUAACGAUAAGGAUCUUGGAGGUGCUUGCGGUGAAAUUCAUGCUAUGCUGGGCAAGGGUGGCAAGAAGCUCUUCAACCCUCUUGUCGCCGUCCAGAACUUUGAGUACAAGAUUUCCAACAUUUUGGAUAAGCCCCUCGAGAGUUCUUUUGGAUACGUCAGUGUGUUGCCUGGUGCUUUCUCUGCCUACCGUUUCAGAGCUAUCAUGGGCCGCCCGCUGGAACAAUACUUCCACGGUGAUCAUACUCUUUCUGCACAACUUGGUAAGAAGGGUAUUGAUGGUAUGAACAUCUUCAAGAAGAACAUGUUCUUGGCCGAAGAUCGUAUCCUGUGUUUCGAGCUUGUGGCAAAGGCCGGCCAGAAAUGGCAUCUGUCUUAUAUCAAGGCUGCUAAGGGUGAAACCGAUGUGCCCGAAGGUGCUGCUGAGUUUAUCAGCCAACGUCGAAGAUGGUUGAACGGUUCGUUUGCUGCUACCCUCUACGCCUUGAUGCACUUCGGCCGAAUGUACAAGAGUGGUCACAACAUUAUCCGGAUGAUUUUCCUCCACAUUCAGCUCAUCUACCAAAUCCUCAACGUCAUCUUCACCUGGUUUUCGCUCGGAUCUUACUAUCUCACAACGGUCGUCAUCAUGAACCUGGUCGGUGUUCCCGAUAUCGUCACGGGUGCUCACGCCUGGCCCUUUGGUGACACUGCUACUCCCAUUGUGAACACAAUCCUUCAGUAUCUCUAUGUGGCGUUCGUUGUUCUGCAGUUCAUUCUGGCUCUGGGUAACCGUCCCAAGGGUUCCAAGUUCACCUACAUCGCAUCAUUCAUGAUCUUCGCCAUGGUUCAGCUCUACAUCAUCUGCUUGUCAGUCUAUCUCGUUGUCCGUGCCUUUGACAAGAAGUCAUUGUCGCAGCAAGUCAGCUUCGCCUCUAGUGAAGACUUUGUUCGCAGUUUCUUCACCGGAGCCGACGCUGGUGGUGUUAUCGUCAUUGCCCUUGUCACCAUUUACGGUCUCAACUUCUUGGCCUCGUUCAUGUACCUUGACCCGUGGCACAUGUUCCACUCGUGGCCCCAGUACAUGCUUCUCAUGUCCACCUACAUCAAUAUUCUCAUGGUGUACGCUUUCAACAACUGGCACGACGUUUCUUGGGGUACCAAGGGUUCCGACAAGACCGAGGCCUUGCCAUCAGCCAACAUCAAGAAGGGUGACAAGAACGAGACAGUUGUCGAAGAAAUUGAAAAGGAGCAAGAGGAUAUUGACAGUCAGUUCGAGCAAACUGUCCGUCGUGCCCUUGCUCCCUUCAAGGAACAGGAAGAGAUUGAGAAGGAGGAUCCCGAAGAUGGUUACAAGUCUUUCCGUACUGGCCUGGUCGUGACCUGGUUGUUCAUGAACAUCCUCCUCAUUGUCGCUCUUCAGGCUGACUCAUUUAAUAACUUUGGUGUUGCUGGCGAUUCGCAAUUCCGUACCAUGCGCUUCUUCCAGCUUUUGCUUUACGCCACUGCCAUCCUUUCAUUGGUCCGUUUCUUCGGUUUCCUCUGGUUCUUGGGCAAGACAGGUCUCAUGUGCUGCUUCGCCAGAAGCCCCUCGUGGCACCCCGCUACCACCAUGUUGAAAAUAUGGUCGAUGAAAAAAGAGCAAAAGGAGGCCGAGAAUGCUGAGGGCCAGGCAGCCGGCGGGAAGAAGAAGAAGGUCACAGCAGCCCAGCUGCGGGUACAGAAGGAUCUAUCGGAGCUUUCUCUCGGCUCGACAAUGUCGACUGACUUUCCCGAACCCGACGACAUCCUCAACUUCGUGCUGACCAUCGAGCCCGACGAGGGAAUGUACCGCCAGGCCAGAUUCACGUUCGAUUUCAACAUCAACCAAAACUUCCCCCACGAUCCGCCCAAGGUCCGCUGCCGAGAAAAGAUCUACCACCCCAACAUCGACGUGGAGGGCAAGGUCUGCCUGAACAUCCUGCGAGAGGACUGGAAGCCCGUGCUGAACCUGAAUGCCGUCAUCGUGGGUUUACAAUUUUUAUUCCUGGAGCCGAACGCGUCCGACCCCCUGAACAAGGAGGCUGCCGAGGAUCUGAGGAACAACCGAGAAGGCUUCAAGCGCAACGUGCGAACGGCAAUGGGCGGUGGUACCGUUAAGGGCGAAUCCUACGACCGCGUACUGAAGUAA
This is a messenger RNA of Clonostachys byssicola, 3315 nucleotides long. The record is from the annotation of a GenBank genome assembly. Lineage: Eukaryota; Fungi; Ascomycota; Sordariomycetes; Hypocreales; Bionectriaceae.